Penaeus chinensis is the source of this 2670-nucleotide messenger RNA. RefSeq lists its product as uncharacterized. The transcript has 6 exons. The coding region runs from base 594 to 2081 and encodes 495 amino acids. Gene Ontology annotation, biological process: synapse organization. Lineage: Eukaryota; Metazoa; Arthropoda; Malacostraca; Decapoda; Penaeidae. The record is from RefSeq and is a predicted model, not a curated record. Gene Ontology annotation, cellular component: neuron projection membrane.
UGUGAGGAAGGGCUUGUGCUGCGUGUCCUCCUCGCACUCGCUUCAGGAUCCACCGUUUUCGUUCAUGCGAUUGCAAAUGUGAUUCUUAUCAGUGAAAGUGAUAAUCGAUCCUAUCAUGACGAGAUGCCAUGCUUGGAGAACCUGCAUGAAAAGUUAUUUCUAAUCUUUCAAGGAAGAAAUUAAUGACAACUUGAAACAGUUCACGUUACUUUAGAGCGUCACUUGAACCCUAACGACUAUAAACGAACUUGAGGGUUAAAAAAUAAAAAAAAUAAUUAGAUUUGGCCCAGGCAUAUUACUGGCGCACCGAUUACCGCUCUAAGCCCUCGGAUAAGAAAAGACCAUAAGAAUUUACCCCCACUUUGGUUCCCCUAUUUGUAAAAUACUUAAUGACCUGUAAAAAAGGAAGUAUAUAAUACCCCUCUCACAUUGAUUCUUCUCCCCCCACCCCUCUACCUCCCCCCCCCUUAACCCAAACCUCACCCACCGCGAGAAUAUCGUGAAACUUGGAGACCUUAAAAAAAGAGAGAAAAAAACAACAAUAAAACGGGGAGAAAAGGGUAUAAAAGAAAAGAAAAGACAGCUCCGUCACCAUGGUCGUCCCUAGAAGUAAGAAAACGCCGGUGCUCCUCUGCCUUCUUCUCGUGUUGGAAGUGUGCAGCGCCACGGCCUAUGACCCAGAGGCCAGCAUAACGGGUCUGUACACGGGACCAUAUUUUGACCCUCUCGCCCCCCGCAAUCUCACAGCACACCUUGGGGAUGAGGCCACUCUGCCAUGCACAGUGCGGCAGCUGGGAGACAAGUCGGUAUCCUGGGUACGGAUGAGAGACGCAGACAUUCUGACGGUGGAUCGGUACACAUUCGUAGGCGACGAGAGGUUCGAGUCACACUAUUCGGCCGAGCUAGAGACCUGGAACCUGGUGAUUAAGUAUGUACAAGAGAGGGACGCCGGACAGUACGAGUGCCAAGUGUCGACGGAGCCCAAGAUGAGUCAGCUCUUUAACCUCCGGGUUGUCAUUCCCAAAGUGACUAUUGUACCUCCUGGCGACCGUUUCGUCAAGGCCGGAAGUACGGUUCGUGUGGACUGCCAGAUCACAGACGUCGUGCAGCUUCCCGACUACAUAUUCUGGUACCUAGAAGAUCGUCGAGUUAUGGAUCACCAGGACCCGAACUUGCUGGUAACCGUCAAACGCACAGGCGCUGAGUCUAUCACCUCGACCUUAACCAUCCACCGCGUACGUCGUGAGGAGAGUGGAAACUACACUUGCAUGCCGUCCAACCUACACGCAGCUUCGGUCACUCUCCAUGUUCUCAAUGAGAAGCACCCAGCGGCGAUGCAAGCGGAGACCAGCGGUGCGGGAGGCGUCCAGGCCGGCAAGCUGCAGCUCCUCGUCCUCCUCCUCUUCCUCUUGGCCUCGACCUCCUCGCUCGCCCUUAAUGAAGAGGAUAAUAAGGCGGACACAAAGCCCCGAGAGACAGUGGAUCAAGACCCUCCCGCUACUGCUACUUCUCCUUCUGCUUCCUCUCUGCUUCCUUUGCCUCCCUGCUCCUCUCUGUCUGCCCCCCUGCCGCCCGUCGCCCACGCCCUUCGCGGCCUCGACAAAGAGGGAACACUGGAGAUCCUGCGAGACUUGCUGGCUGUUCUUCCGGAGAGUGACAACAUGGCCGACCUCCCUGCCAAGUGCCGAGGCUUCCCGAGUGUCCAGGAGGGUCAGGUCACCGCCGGAAGGUCCUGGAGGGCUGGAGGAGGCCAGAGUGGGUUCCCCGCCUUCUCCCCCCGGCUCUUGACGAAGGCCGAAGUGCCACUCGUCCUCGAGGGCGACCCUUUAGCAUCCUUCCUUGAGACUCUGGCCCGACCACGAGUGAGUGCCAUCGACAACCCCGCCCACCUCGACGACCGCCUCCUCUGCCUCGACCUUGCUCAUCGCCCCUCCGCCGCCCGCGCCUGCGACCGCCCGCGCCUCCCGGGAGAGGGAGAGAGGCUCUGUGUGGGCGCCGUGCCGUCCUGCGAGCUGCGCCCCGUCGAGGCCCGGAAGCCGCGCCCCGCCCGGUGGUCAGCCUCUGUCCAGGCGACUCGGUGAUCGCCGAGCUCGCCUCUCCGAUACAAGCCUGUAAAUACUUGUACAUAAAUAUAGCAUUUUUAUGUGUACAGAUAGAGUCGUACAAACAAUUGUUCCCUGUUGGCAGUUAGACAGGAUAAGUCUUAAGAAACAACUGUCGUUUUGUAGACGUUUAUAGGAGACGAAGAAGCAUCAUGGCAGAUUAUGACCUCACGCGAAGGCUGCAAAGGUCAAAGGGAAGAAGGAGAAAUAAUGUCAAACUCGACUGUAAAUAAUUAUCUUUCUCUGGUCCUUAUUCAAAGAGGCUCUCGGUGUGUUCCUGUGUUCCUCUGAGCCUUCUUGACAAUUAUCAUAGACAAACAAGGCUCAAUAAAAAAUAUAUAUAUAUUUACAAAUUUAAUCCUUAGGUUUGUAAAGACGUUGAUGAGUAUUUCGUUGCUUGAGUUUCAAUAUAUUAGAGAAUAUCUACUGAUGUUGAUUAUGUGUCGUUUUUAAUAUGUCUAGAUCUGGUCUCUGAAGUCUUCCGCACUCUCUCUUCUCUCUCCCUCUCUCUGCUCUCUCUCUCUCUUCUUCUUCUUCUUCUUUUUCCUCCUCCUCCUCCUCCCCCUCC